GGACUUGGUGUGCGUCGAAUAUGGGUCUCGCUGAAGCGACCGCUGGUGCUCAGGGGCGAGAAUGAUACUGUCGGCGAGACCAGAGUCGAGGUAGCCGAGGGGUUUGUUGCUGCGGUAUGGAUGCGGAGGCUGCCCUCGAAGGACUUUUUGGGCCGCGGCGUUGCCUCGCCCGAGGCCAGCGGGGGCGGGAGAGCAUUGCCGACAGAGCCGUAGUGAAGCUGCUUGGCGAUCCGGGAGGGAGACCCCGGGAUGCUCUUGCUGGCGAGCUGCUCUUUGUAGAGGAGAGUGCUGGGGUCAAUGACGGGCAGCACCGCCCGGGCAUUGACGCCCGCAGCAACAUCGGGAUCUUCAUGGACGGCCAGGAGGAACUGCAGAAAGGGAUCGAGCUCUCGGAUCUGCUUUGUCUUGAGGCGCUCAUAGGCCAGCUUGAAGUUAUCAGCCCACUCGGGAUGCACAUCCGAUGGGUCCUCGCUGUUCUCGUCCGAGACCUGCAGCUGGGCAACGUUCGAGGCGAUCUUUUCGACGGUCGAGAAAGCCGAGGUGGGUGUUGUUCGGGACGGGGUCGUUGGGGCCGUGGGCUUGGACAGAAAAUCGAGAUAGUACUGGCGACGGCCCUGAUCCCCGUCCAAGUGGGCAAUCAGAUCGGCGAGCAGGGCACCCAAUCGAAACUGCGAGUUCAUGGUGUGGACGAGACGGGCGUUUGGGAUGUCAGAUGGACGGACUCGGAGUCGGAUUCGAUCUGCUGGCUGGUCGGGCCCUCGGCUGCGAAAGAUGCGUCUGGGAGCCGGGAGAAAUGAUAUCGAUGAGGGUUUCGAGCGGACGGAUGGAGGUCCAGGCGUAGACGACUGCUUGGGCGGCGGCGAGAACCCCGCUGCUUGGAGGAAGAGCAGAUCCA
Polychytrium aggregatum is the source of this 895-nucleotide messenger RNA. RefSeq lists its product as uncharacterized. The record is from RefSeq and is a predicted model, not a curated record. NCBI's taxonomy places the organism in Eukaryota, Fungi, Chytridiomycota, Chytridiomycetes, Polychytriales. The transcript has 2 exons. The coding region runs from base 117 to 797 and encodes 226 amino acids.